Molecule: messenger RNA, 1792 nt
Organism: Chrysoperla carnea
Lineage: Eukaryota; Metazoa; Arthropoda; Insecta; Neuroptera; Chrysopidae
Gene: Pdp1
Product: hepatic leukemia factor
Exons: 5
Coding region: 245-1378 (377 amino acids)
Biological process (GO): regulation of transcription by RNA polymerase II
Cellular component (GO): nucleus
Molecular function (GO): RNA polymerase II cis-regulatory region sequence-specific DNA binding; DNA-binding transcription factor activity, RNA polymerase II-specific
Source: RefSeq, a predicted model, not a curated record
AUUACUUGUAUGAUGCACGCCAUAUUCAACGUGACUUAUACAGGUAUUGAAAUAGGUAUUUCUAACAACCAUCAAAACAUGUGCAUAAUUUCUGCUACUUAUUAGGUAUAUUUAGUGCUUUAUUUUUGCAACAAAAAUAAACUAUUUUUUAUUCAUAUAUUUUGAAGUGAUUAAAUUUAGUUAGUGAUUGGAUAUUUUUGAGUUUAUUUCAAUAGUAGAAUUUUUUUGAUAUUUUUGAACAAUUAUGAGUUUUGCGAUACCAAUUAAAAGUGAGCCAGCAAUGAUGCAGCAACGUACAAAUCAAAUACACCAUACAGAUUUUCAUAAUCCAUCACAUCAACAAAAUGGUCCAGUACCUGCUGCUAUAGCGCCCACAGCACCAAUAACAUCACUUCCGGGUGCUACAACCGGUGGUAAUAUUGUUGCGAAUCAACAACAACCACAACAUCAACAAAUUGUGAUGCCUGGAUUUGGUGGAGGUUUACCACCUCAUUUACAAACACACACAAAUAAUAAUGGCUCAACAAAUCAGGAUGAUCAACAAUCCCGAUGGUCACAGUAUCAACAAUUAUGGCGUCAACAUGUUUACGGAAAUAAUAAACCAGCACAUUCUCAUGGACUCCACAGCGGCCUCAAAGAUUUGGCCGCAAGCGGGCUUUUGGAUGAUAAAAAAGACGAUUCAGAUCUAUGGGGGAAUGUCGAAGCACAAACAGCUUUCUUAGGACCAAAUCUUUGGGAUAAAAGUUACGACACAGAUUUAAAGUAUGUGGAUUUGGAUGAAUUUUUAUCAGAAAAUGGAGUAUCUAUGGAUGGAAUUGGUUCACAUCUGGGCAGCAGUGGUAGUUCGGGUGGUGGCGGAGGAAGUGGGGGUAGCAGUAUGGCGUCACACGGUCUACCAAAACGUGAACGAUCACCUAGUCCUAGUGAUUGUAUGAGUCCAGAUACAUUGAAUCCCCCAUCACCGGCUGACUCCAGUGAGACACGAUUUAGUUUAUGUUAUGAAUGGUCCCGCGACGACUUUGAAUGUCGAUCAGCAUUAUCAAUGGCAUCCUCGGGACGUGAUUUCGACCCACGAACUCGGGCAUUUUCCGAUGAAGAAUUAAAACCACAACCAAUGAUAAAAAAAUCACGUAAACAAUUUGUUCCUGACGAUUUAAAGGAUGACAAGUAUUGGGCACGCCGAAGGAAGAAUAAUAUGGCAGCAAAAAGAUCGAGAGAUGCACGUCGUAUGAAAGAGAAUCAAAUUGCACUGAGGGCUGGUUACCUUGAGAAAGAAGUAAGUGCUCUAAAGAAUAUGGGAUUAAGGCAGGAAAUUGAACGGCUGAAGAAAGAAAAUCAUUUACUCAGAGAUAAAUUAGCGAAGUAUACAGAUGUAUAAUAGAACGCAAAAUUAAAUUUUUAUAUAUUUGUGUAUCACCAUUUUUUGUGACAAAAUAAACAAAACAAAAAAACAUACAAAUCAAAAUGGAAAAUUAUUUAACGCAAUACAAAACAAAUUCACAUGGAUUCACAACAAAAAUAAUAAUAUACACUCACAACAUUUUUAAUAUAUAAGAAGAAAAACAUUGUCAUCUCGCGCCUUUCGCCCUCUCCCCCGAAAAUGAAGAAGAAAAGAAACAAUUUUUAUUUGGAAAAAACAAAAACAUUUGUAUAUAGAAACAUACACACGCCACCAUUAAAAUUGGAAUAAAUAAAAAAAAAAACUUAAAAUAAAUCCAAACAAAUUAAUUUCAGUAGUCAUCAUGUAGAUAAUAGUUUUAUUAUGUAUAUUUAGAGAUUAUUAUUAAAUUAG